AGUACUCACACGUUCGUUUAGUUCUGCUUAAACUUUUUCGCGAACUACUAGUGUGUAUAAGACGUUAAGUGCCAUUGCCCAAUUAAAGAUUAAAAUAUUUUUAAAUUAGAAGUCCCCUAUAGUAUUAUACUAUAUUGGAGUGUCUCAAUUCCUUUGUACCCCGCGGUAAGCGCUCAUUGUGGGAAGUUUAAAGGCAAUGAAAAAAUAUUCCAAAAAAAAACAUCGCACACACUUGGAAAUAUAUAGAUGAAUUCGACAAACAGAAGCCCACUCUGUGAGGCGAACGAGUCGCAUCCGGGCGUCACAAUAACAGACAUGGAUACUGUACAUGAAGAAAACGACGACAGCGAUGACUCGUCUUACUCGGACCUGGGUCGGUUGAGGGAGAGGACCCGCGCCAUGUUGGGUACGCCAGCCGAGCCGCUGGUGCAGCACUCACACUCGCAGCCCAACAGCAGGCGAAUGUCAAACGAUGCGGAAGCCAAACUCGCUGCCAAUUUGAACACCAGACGGCCAUCAGCAAUAAUCGCAGCGUUCCGACGGCCGUCACAGGCCCUUGCCCUUUGUGCGGCGACACAACGCCGAUUUCUGUCCGAGUGGGCGCCACAUUCGCGCACAUCCGUCGCUUCCACCACCCAUGACAACCCGCCGUCAACCGCCGAAAUUCUAGGACACGAAGCCCUAAGCAAGGCCCUCUCGGCGCUAUACGCAAAAUUGUUAGUGGUGCUUGGACUGGCAUUUCCUGUUACUGAAGUUAUUGCAAAUGGAGUUCCCGAUGGAUAUUACCAGGGUUUCUACUUAUAUCUAUACUUAGUAUCGGUAUUGUUCGUGGUAUUCCAAUACGCUAAUAUAAUGCGUCAAAAGGCAGUCACUAUGAUAAUUCACAACUAUGAAGGGACUGAAAAGGACGAUAAAAACGGAAAAAUUACUCCAAGAGAUAAAUUGAAAUUGAAAGAGAGCAUAUCUCGGUACGGCAGCUUUUAUUUAAGGCUCGGUGCAAUUGCAUUCGGCAUCGGCUCUAUGGUAUACAGCGGUUUAGAAUUGGGAGAAUACUUCGAAAUGACCGAUCGGUGUCGAUCAGUUAUGUCGGUUAUCACUCCUGCUUUACGAAUGACACUUACAUUAGCGCAGAUGCAGUUUAUAUUUUUAACGAAUAAGGACAUCAAGUCGGGAAGCUACAAAAUGAUACAAAGAUUUGGCUUCAUGCACAUGAUAGCGACUAACUUAUGUGAGUGGUUGUAUGUGUUAGUAGAAGAAACGAAGCACGAAAUUCAUCAUUUGGAACAUUCCAUACAAUCGACAACAAACGGUACUCGGAAUAUGACCGAAGAAAUUGCAUGUCGCAGAGCAAACAUUAUGGGAGCUUUGCUGCAGAAUGCUUCACCAUUCCUUUUCCCUUGCACCAUUGAGUAUUCUCUAAUCUGUGCUGUCAUUUUUUAUGAAAUGUGGAAAGAGGUUAAAUGUACCCCGGAGGACUUUGAAAAGAAAUAUCAUGCGCCUAAAAACAAGUCACGAAACAACUCAAUGACACCAGAAAAAAUAUUGCAACAGUUUGCGGGUAUGCUCGGAGUGAGCUCUCCGCAUGGCAGCAGAACGGCGUUGCACCAUUUCUCAUUGGACUGUUCUCACGCACAUCGCGGACUAUUUGCAGGAAUACUUGUUAUUGUAUUCACAAUUAUAUCUCUUAUAAUGUUCUUUGUACUUGCCAAUAAUCCAGCUACAGUUAUAGAUGCUAUAUUCGAAGUUAACAUUUGCGAAUUGGUGUUAUACACGCUCACUAUACUAGCAACAGGAUUCGCUUUAUUGCAAAUGCGAGUCCUGCCAUAUAAAAGGAAAUCUCAAGCUGUUUUAGGGCUAGACACAUCUCUAUUAAUUUUGGCUCAAACCGGAAUGUUUGUAUACUGCAUGUUUAGUUUGAUCGGUUGCCACCACACGAUGCAUAGCAGCAAGAGUUCAGGACUCACGGGAUUCUUCUCAGAAUUCUUAUCACUUAAUCAGACCAUCUUACAAUCGCUGUUUAUAAUCGAUGCUUGGUGGCGUCGGUGUGGCACAUCGGAACAACGAAGAGAUAAACCCGGCAGGCAACUGGUGACCUUUCUCCUUGUGGCUAACAUGGCCAUGUGGACAAUAAAUACUCUUGAGAAGAAUCGCGCGGAGUUCAGACCGGCGCACUUAGCCUUCUACGGCCCCUGGGCGUGGACAAUUAUCACACACGUUUCGAUGCCACUCGCAAUUUUCUACAGGUUCCAUUCAACUAUCUGCCUCUUUGAGAUUUGGAAGAACUGCUUCAAGAACAAACCAAUUUUCUUGAAUGUAUAGUUUGUAAAAGAAUUAUGUAUAAUCAUGAUGGAAAUAAAAAUCUGAGACAUUUACAAAA
Manduca sexta (tobacco hornworm) is the source of this 2377-nucleotide messenger RNA. RefSeq names its product proton channel OtopLc. Gene Ontology annotation, molecular function: proton channel activity. Gene Ontology annotation, biological process: proton transmembrane transport. The record is from RefSeq and is a predicted model, not a curated record. Gene Ontology annotation, cellular component: membrane. The transcript is spliced from 14 exons. Lineage: Eukaryota; Metazoa; Arthropoda; Insecta; Lepidoptera; Sphingidae. The coding region runs from base 247 to 2319 and encodes 690 amino acids.